CCAUUAUUCCAAUUACCAAGUUCUCCCCAGCUUCUGCUGUAGAGAAAAGAGAGUGAGAAAUACAGAGAAAGAAAGAAAUAGCCAUGGCAGGAGCUUGCUUAUCUUCUUCUUGUUGGAGCUUUACUACAAAAUUCAACACCCUUUCUCUCAAUGGACCACACCCAAAUGCUGAUGCAUUAAGGUCACUCAGUUUUUCUGCUAAUACUUCUCUCAAUCUCUUCUCUAAAGGGACUGUUUCACUGAAUCCGGUGCAAAUGCCAUUUCGUCGUUCCAUCGUUUGUGAAGCUGCUCCAACAAAGAAAGCGGAUUCUGCAGCCAAAAGGGCAAGGCAAGCUGAAAAGAGGAGAGUUUACCACAAGGCUAAAAAAUCUGAAGUCAAGACUCGGAUGAAGACUGUUUUGGAAGCAUUGGAGACAUUGAAGAAGAAACCCGAUGCACAGUCAGAGGAAGUUGUUUCGGUUGAAAAGUUGAUUGCAGAGGCAUAUUCCGCAAUCGAUAAAGCAGUGAAAGUUGGGACACUUCACAGGAACACUGGCGCGAGAAGAAAAUCUCGCCUUGCUAGAAGAAAGAAAGCAGUUGAGAUCCAUCAUGGCUGGUAUGUUCCUGCUCCAGCCACUGAACCUGAUCUUGUAGCCACAGCUUGAUGUCAAUCCACAUUUUUCAUAUUCAAUGUAAAGCAGUGGCAUCUUGUGGAGAAUUCAGCUUCCUAGAGUAUGAUCAGAUAUUUUAUUUCUUGAUAAUGUAUAUGACCUUGUUGUGCAAUCAAUUUCUACUUCUCUUU
Messenger RNA from Solanum dulcamara, 781 nucleotides. RefSeq names its product 30S ribosomal protein S20, chloroplastic. Bases 84 to 644 code for a protein of 186 amino acids. The transcript is spliced from 3 exons. Gene Ontology annotation, biological process: translation. Gene Ontology annotation, molecular function: small ribosomal subunit rRNA binding; structural constituent of ribosome. Lineage: Eukaryota; Viridiplantae; Streptophyta; Magnoliopsida; Solanales; Solanaceae. The record is from RefSeq and is a predicted model, not a curated record. Gene Ontology annotation, cellular component: small ribosomal subunit; ribosome.